AUGGACGCCGAGAUUCGCUCCGUGCUGCCCAACAUCGACCCGGUACUGUCGGAGUACUCCGCCGGGUACCUGACCCAUGCCUCCACCGCAUGGGCUGGUGAUGAAGAAGCUGCCGGACAGUCCCCGCUCGACGAGGCCGCUGUUACCAUCACAGAGCUCUUGCUUUCGGCAUCGGGGAGCCAUGGCACCGCCACUCAUGAUAAGAUCCGGAGCUUGGUGGAGAAGUGGGUUGACAAGUAUGCAGCCGCCAGCAACAGUGAGGAGAGGAGAGGACCGGAGGUCAAGCGUCUCGACCAGACCAUUCAAGUGAGCGCCCAGAGGAAUAUGUCCUCAACCCUUGCCGUGGCGACCGGCUCCGUCGACUUGGAGUCGGCGAACAUCCGCAAGGUCGAGUCGAAGGUCGACAAGAAGAAGCUUGAAAAGGCCGAGCGCAAGAUCGCGGCCAAGCAGAACAAGAAGACCUUCAAGACCGUGGAGUAUGAAGCUUCGCGUCUGCUCAACCAACCCGAGACCACGGAGUCGUACGAGGAGUUUUACAUGGCCGUCAACCCCCUGCAGCUCGGAAGCCAGAGCGGCAAGUCUAAGGAUAUCAAGAUCGACAACAUUGAUGUGUCCAUCGGUGGCUUGAGGAUAUUGACCGACACCACGCUGACUCUCUCCAAUGGCCACCGUUACGGUUUGGUUGGUAACAACGGCAUCGGUAAAUCGACUCUGCUCAGGGCUCUCUCGAGGAGAGAAGUGCCCAUUCCAACCCAUAUCUCUAUUCUCCAUGUCGAACAAGAGAUCACUGGUGAUGAUACCCCCGCCCUUCAGGCCGUCCUGGAUGCCGACGUCUGGCGCAAGGUGUUGCUCAAAGAGCAAACCGAAAUCACGCAAAAGCUGGCGGAUAUCGAAGCUCAACGGGCGUCAAUGGCCGAUACAUCGACGGAUGCUGCCAAGCUUGACAAGGACCGCGAAGCCCAGGACCAGCGUCUCGGAGACAUUCAAGCCAAACUGGCCGAAAUGGAGUCUGACAAGGCCGAGUCGAGGGCUGCGAGCAUUCUGGCCGGUCUGGGUUUCUCACCCGAGAGGCAACAAUUCGCCACCAAGACCUUCUCCGGUGGUUGGAGGAUGCGUCUCGCCCUUGCCCGUGCACUCUUCUGCGAGCCUGACCUGCUUCUUCUCGACGAACCGUCCAACAUGUUGGACGUCCCCUCGAUUACCUUCCUUUCGAAUUACCUGCAAGGCUACCCCAACACCAUCCUUGUUGUAUCCCACGACAGAGCAUUUCUCAACGAGGUUGCUACUGACAUAGUGCACCAACACUCACAACGACUCGACUAUUACCGCGGCGCCAACUUCGACACCUUCUAUGCUACAAAGGAAGAACGUAAGAAGACAGCUAAGCGGGAGUAUGAGAACCAGAUGGCACAGCGUGCCCAUCUCCAGGCUUUCAUCGACAAAUUCCGAUACAACGCCGCCAAGUCGUCCGAAGCCCAAUCUCGUAUUAAGAAGCUUGAGCGCAUGCCGGUUCUGGAGCCGCCCGAGACGGAAUACAGCGUUCACUUCAAGUUUCCCGAUGUCGAAAAGAUGUCUCCGCCGAUCAUCCAGAUGUCUGGCGUCACAUUCGGCUACACCAAAGACAAGAUCCUUCUUCGCAACGUCGACCUCGACGUCCAGCUCGACUCUCGUAUCGGUAUUGUUGGGCCCAACGGAGCGGGUAAGACAACUAUCCUCAAGCUUCUUAUUGGCAAGCUGCAGCCGACAAGCGGUCUUAUUUCCCAAAACCCCCGCCUACGCAUCGGGUACUUUGCUCAGCACCACGUCGACGCCCUGGACCUCGACGCCAGCGCCGUCACUUUCAUGGCUAAAACUUAUCCGGGCCGAACGGAUGAGGAAUACCGCCGGCAGCUGGGUGCCUUUGGCAUCACAGGCACGACAGGCCUUCAAAAGAUGGGGCUCUUGUCUGGUGGUCAAAAAUCCCGUGUCGCUUUCGCCUGCCUGGCCCUCACCAACCCCCACAUUCUAGUCAUGGACGAACCGUCCAACCACUUGGAUAUUGAGGCUAUGGAUGCCUUAGCUGAGGCCCUCAAGGAAUUCCAGGGCGGCGUGCUGAUGGUAUCCCACGAUGUCACGAUGCUGCAGACUGUCUGCACAUCGCUGUGGGUGUGUGACGGUGGCACGGUCGAGAAGUUCCCUGGUGAUGUACAGGCUUACAAGAAGAGGAUUACUGCACAGGCAGAUGCCGCGGGUGUUGUCCAAGCCCAUUAG
Messenger RNA from Dichotomopilus funicola, 2250 nucleotides. Its product is annotated as P-loop containing nucleoside triphosphate hydrolase protein. Bases 1 to 2250 code for a protein of 749 amino acids. The record is from RefSeq and is a predicted model, not a curated record. Gene Ontology annotation, molecular function: ATP binding; ATP hydrolysis activity. The transcript has 3 exons. Lineage: Eukaryota; Fungi; Ascomycota; Sordariomycetes; Sordariales; Chaetomiaceae.